Oryctolagus cuniculus (rabbit) is the source of this 2876-nucleotide messenger RNA. The record is from RefSeq and is a predicted model, not a curated record. NCBI's taxonomy places the organism in Eukaryota, Metazoa, Chordata, Mammalia, Lagomorpha, Leporidae.
CCGCCCGCGGAGGUGGUCCCGAGGGGUUCCGAUUCCCCAGGCUCGCGUCGGGGGUGCGCUGGGCCCCCUCCCCAGGGCCGUGUCUCCGCGUGCAGUGGCCGUGGGCCCGCGGCCUCGACGUGCCCAGGUCGUCCUGUAACAUUAACCUUGUAUUAGUUUGUAAUAAUCGUUCCUGUUUCUUCACAAAUGGUGUAAACCCUCUAAUGUCCUCAGGGUUUGGAGCUGGGGUUUGUCGUUAGGGGCGGCAGUAGUGCGUCCCAGCUGUGUUAUUUACUUCACUCUCCCGCGGUUCACCCCUAGUGCCCGCCGCGUCCGGAGCUGGGCCCUCCGUCCCCUCUCCCGUGCGUGGGGGACCCCAGUUCUGAUCGCUGCGGAGGCUGGAAGCUGGCAUGAGGCAGAGCUGGGAGUUGAACCCGGGCCCUCUGAGGCUGGGUGCAGGGUUUGGGCUAAACGCUCCGCUCCCUCUGUGUGUUGUGUUCGUGACCCCUCCCGGCUCUGUCCCUCAGACUGAGGACGGCGGAUCUCCGCCCGCUUCUCAGCCCGUCCCCUCGUCCCCUCUGUUCCCGGCUGCUCCCAUCUCCGCCCGCUUCUCAGCCCCUUCCCUCUGUUCCCGGCUGCUCCCAUCUCCGCCCGCUUCUCAGCCCCUUCCCUCUGUUCCCGGCGGCCGUUCUGAUCGGGCAGUUGCCGAGUUAGGAGCUAAGGAAUCGUCUCCGCAGUAUCGCACAGUGCGGCGCUGGUCUUGUAACAGAGUCAGGGUGGCUUUGGCUCUUCCGGUGGAAUUCGUCCUUUUCAGCUUCAAAACUGGAAGCAGAAAGUCAUCCGGACUAAGAAAGCAGAGUUUACGCGCACAGCAGAGAGACUGAGAAAUCAAGUUAUAAUCAUAGAAAAAGAUAAACACAAUCAUUUCUACAACCAAAAAAGUGACUUCAGAAUUGAGCAUAGUAUGCUGGAAGAAUUGGAAAAUAAAUUGAUUAACAGCAGGAAAACAGAAAGAGCAAAAAUCCAGCAGCAGUUGGCCAAAAUACAUAACAAUGUGAAAACGCUUCAGCAUCAGUUAAAAGAUGUGAAACCUACACCUGAUUUUGUUGAAAAGCUGAGAGAAAUGAUGGAAGAAAUUGAAAAUGCGAUUAACACUUUUAAAGAAGAGCAGAGGUUGAUAUAUGAAGAGCUUAUUAAAGAAGAGAAAACAACGAACAAUGAGUUGACAGCCAUAUCCAGAAAAAUUGACACAUGGACCUUGGGCAGUCCAGAGACAGAGAAAACUUCCCGAGCAUCCUCAGGCAGAGUUCCUGGGGACCGGGCGACAGCAGGCACCCUUCCAGAAGAAGUCGUGGACUUCGAGAAAUUCCUGCAGCAGACAGGAGGCCGACAAGGUGGCUGGGAUGACUACGAUCACCAGAGCUUCGUGAGGGUGAGAAGCAAGCACAAAGGGAGGCCGUCGUUUGUGGGAGAGGCUCUGGAACACCUGCCGGGGAGAACGCAGGAGGAGGUGCAGCAGCACGAGAAGUGGUACCAGAGGUUCCUGGCUCUGGAGGCGAGGAAGAAGGAGUCUAUUCAGAAUUGGAAAACUAAAAAGCAGCAAAAAAAGGAGGAAAUUUUCAAGUUAAAGGAAAAGGCAGAUAACGUGCCUGUGUUUUUUCAUGAUAAAGAAGACGACAGUCAGAAGCAGAAGGAGGAAAAAAGAAAGAAACAGAAAUUGGCAGUUGGAGCUUGGAAAAAGCAGAAAAGCGUAGAACUGUCAAUGAAAUGUGCUUCCCAGCUAAAAGAAGAGGAAGAGGAAGAGAAAAAGCAGCAGAAAGAGCGCCAACGCCAGCUGAAGCUAAAAUUACUGCUGGAAAGUUACACCCGGCAGAAGAAAGAACAGGAAGCAUUUUUGAGGCUUGAAAAGGAGAGGAGGGAAAAGGCAGAAAAAGCAGAAAAGAGGAAAACUGCUGCUGAUGAAAUUUCCAGGUUUCAAGAAAGAGAUUUACAAAAACUUGAACUGAAAAUUCUAGAUAGACAGGCAAAGGAAGAUGAAAAGGUGGAAAAACAAAGACGCCUGGCACAGUUAAAACAAAAGGUUGAAAACCGUGUGGGCAGAGAUCCCUCUAGGCUUUACAAACCUACCAAAGGCUGGGAAGAACGGACGAAGAAGACGGGCCCAGCUGGCUGUGGGCCUCUGCAGCACAUCCCACACAGGGCCGUUCCAACCUGGAGACAAGGAUUGUAGAGAGAGGAGACAGGGGAAUCAGGAGUCAGUUGAUGAGGACGUUGCCAUCUUCAGUUACGCCAGCGGAGAGUGACUAACCUGUUCUUGAAAUGUCACUGUCCUGGUCAGGUUGUUACUGUGCUGUGAGAGGUGUGAAGUGAGACGUGCUAAGUUCCACACAGUGCUGUCACGAGCAUGUCCUGUUUCUGCAAGGGGCUAUUUAAUGUGUAUGUUGGCCUGUUAGUGAUAGGGAAGUUACCUACAUUCAUGUUAACAACAUUAUUCAUUCAAUACUCAAAAUGUUUAGAAAUUAGUGUUCCUUGUCAUAGCAUAACAAAGUAAAUUUGGGCAAUUAGACAUUUUUAAGUCAAAAUUUUAUAACUUUUAUAACUUGUAGCAAGUUAGCUUGAGUAACAGAAAUGUCAAGUGGUUUUGUUUUUCGAGUUAAACAAUACUUUGACAAACUAAACAAAAUUGUUUUUCAGUUAUUAAACUUUGGGGUAAUAAAUAUUUUGUAUUUGUUUUCAGCAUGCUUUGUUUUAUAUUGAGACUAUUUUAAAAAUAUGCCUCAGAUCUCCUGUGUGCUUUAAUUGUAUUUCUGAUACAAUCUUUCUUAUUUCACUCAGCGAUUCCAAAUUUCCCUUCGGCCUUUCUGGACUUACGUAUUUAUAAAAUCUUUGUGUCGACA